AUGUCGGUCACCGGGACCGGUUCCUUCGGGAACAAUGAUCUCACGGCGCAGGUAGCGGGCGCGCCCUCGGCGACUCAAACAACACACGGUGGAGAAAUCAGGGUUGCUGCGGCAGUGGACGAGAAUGUCAACAGGACCCGUGACAAUUCGACAACCGAGGUUGCCAGCGACACGGCGGGCGAAGAGACGGAAAAUGUCGAGGAUGCCAUAGAACUGGAGCGCCGGCACAGCAUUGUGCAGUCUCUGGCGAAGCAGUACUCCAGGAGGUCACAUGCGAACGGCGAAGCCGGCUCCAACCCGUUUGCCAUCGCAUCCGAGGACAAGGACUCGCCGUUGAACCCCAAUGGCCCCAAUUUCAGUGCCCGCGCCUGGGCCAAGGCCGUGGUUAACCUCGCAGCCGGCGAGGGCCACAAGUGGCGCACCAGCGGCGUUGCCUUCCAGAAUCUCAACGUGCACGGCUUUGGUUCGCCGACGGAUUACCAGAAGGACGUCGUCAACGUGUGGCUCGAGGCCGUCGGCCUUGUUCGCAAGCUCACUGGUCAUGGAAAACGCCGGAUCGAUAUCCUUCGCGACUUUGACGGCCUCGUUCGCAGUGGUGAGAUGCUGGUGGUGCUGGGACCCCCAGGCUCAGGCUGCAGCACCUUUUUGAAGACCAUUGCCGGUGACUACAACGGCAUUUUCAUUGAUGACAAGUCUUAUUUCAACUACCAAGGCAUGACCGCUAAGGAGAUGCACACCCAUCACCGGGGCGAGGCCAUCUACACUGCCGAAGUGGACACGCAUUUCCCGCAGCUGACCGUUGGCGAAACCCUGACCUUUGCCGCCCACGCUCGAGCUCCGCGCCAGUUACCCGACGGUGUCUCCAAGACCCUCUUCGCCAACCAUGCGAGAGACGUCGUCAUGGCCAUGUUCGGCAUCAGCCACACCAUCAACACGCGCGUCGGCAACGAGUACAUCCGUGGCGUGUCGGGCGGCGAGAGGAAGCGUGUCACGAUUGCCGAGGCCGCCCUGUCAAACGCCCCCCUACAAUGCUGGGACAACAGUACGAGAGGCCUGGACAGCGCCAACGCCAUCGAGUUCUGCAAGACACUCAGGCUACAGACCGAGCUCUUCGGGAGCACCGCCUGCGUCUCCAUCUACCAGUCCCCCCAGAGCGCCUACGACCUCUUCGACAAGGCACUCGUGCUCUACGAAGGCCGCCAAAUCUUCUUUGGAAAGGCCUCGGACGCAAAGCAGUAUUUCAUCAACCUGGGCUUCGAGUGUCCUGCACGCCAGACUACGCCCGACUUCCUCACGUCCAUGACCAGCCCUCAGGAACGGAUCGUCCGCCCCGGCUUUGAGAACAAAGCUCCUCGCACGCCCGACGAGUUCGCCGCCGCCUGGAAGCAGAGCGCCGAGUAUCAUGCCCUUCAAACCGAGAUCGAGGAGUACAAGCAGAGCCACCCUAUCAACGGACCGGAUGCCGAGGCUUUCCGAGCCUCCAAGCAGGCCCAGCAGGCCAAGGGUCAGCGCCUCAAGUCGCCCUACACCCUGUCGUACAUGCAACAAAUCAACCUGUGCCUCUGGAGAGGCUGGAGACGCUUGAUUGGGGAUCCUAGCAUCACCAUGGGAUCGCUUAUCGGUAACUUCGUUAUGGCUUUGAUUAUCGCGAGUAUCUUCUAUGAUCUGCAGCCGACAACGUCCAGCUUCUACCAGCGAGGCGCUCUUUUGUUCUUUGCUUGCCUGAUGAACGCAUUCGCCAGUGCCCUCGAGAUUCUGACCCUUUACGCUCAACGUCCCAUUGUCGAAAAGCACGAUCGCUAUGCCCUCUACCACCCGUCCGCCGAAGCGGUUGCCUCCAUGAUAUGCGACAUGCCCUACAAGAUUGCGAACGCCAUCAUAUUCAACAUCACGCUGUACUUCAUGACCAACCUGCGUCGGGAACCUGGAGCCUUCUUUUUCUUCCUGCUCAUCUCCUUCGCCACCGUCAUAGUCAUGUCGAUGAUCUUCCGGUCCAUCGCCAGCAUGUCGAGGACUUUGUCCCAGGCCAUGGUCCCCGCUGCUAUCCUGAUUCUCGGUCUCGUCAUCUUCACUGGCUUCGUCAUCCCGAUCGAUUACAUGUUACCCUGGUGCCGUUGGAUGAACUACAUUGACCCUCUGGCCUACGCAUUCGAGUCACUCAUGGUCAAUGAAUUCCACAACCGCAACUUUGAAUGCACCCAGUACGUUCCGAGCCAGCAAUUCCCAGGCUACGAGAAUGUUGGCCCCUUCAACCGCGUCUGCUCUUCCAUUGGCUCGGUUCCUGGCCUGGCCUUUGUAAAAGGCGACGACUACAUCAACUCGGGUUUCCGCUACUACAGUGAACACAGGUGGCGCAACUUUGGCAUCCUUAUUGCAUUUGGAGUCGGAUUCCUCAUCAUCUACAUGGUGGCUGCCGAGAAUGUUGCGGCCAAGAAGAGCAAAGGCGAAGUGCUCGUGUUCCGUCGCGGGCACAAGCCUGCCUCGUUCAAGGAGCACAAAGGCGAUUCCGAGUCUGGCGGUGUUCCUGUCGCCGGCCCUGUUCAGAUUGCCCGCAACAAGGAGGCUUCUGAUGGCCACUCGUCCGACGGCAUUCUGCAGAAACAGACCAGCGUGUUCCACUGGAACAAUGUCUCCUACGAAGUCAAAGUCAAGGGCGAGACGAAGCGCAUCUUGGACAACGUCGACGGCUGGGUCAAGCCUGGCACUUUGACGGCUCUGAUGGGUGUUUCGGGAGCCGGGAAAACGACCCUUUUGGAUUGCUUGGCUGACAGAACCUCCAUGGGCGUCAUCACGGGUGAGAUGCUUGUCGACGGCUGCCCCAGGGACGCGUCCUUCCAACGCAAGACGGGAUACGUCCAACAGCAGGAUCUCCAUCUCCAGACGACAACAGUGCGCGAGGCCCUAAACUUCAGCGCACUGCUACGCCAGCCCGCCCAUGUCCCUCGCGCCGAGAAGCUUGCCUACGUCGACGAGGUCAUCAAGCUCCUCGAGAUGGAAGAGUACGCCGAUGCUAUCAUUGGUGUACCCGGUGAAGGUCUCAACGUGGAGCAACGGAAGCGCCUUACUAUCGGUGUCGAACUCGCCGCCAAGCCGCCUCUCCUCUUGUUUGUGGACGAGCCGACUUCAGGUCUCGACAGUCAAACCUCGUGGGCUAUCCUGGACCUCCUGGAGAAGUUGACCAAGAGCGGCCAGGCCAUCCUCUGCACCAUCCACCAACCUUCGGCCAUGCUUUUCCAACGCUUUGACAGGCUCUUGUUCUUGGCCAAGGGCGGCAAGACGGUCUACUUUGGCGACAUCGGAAAGAACUCCAAGACCAUGACGUCGUAUUUCGAACGCAAUGGUGGUUUCCCCUGUCCUCCCGAGGCAAACCCUGCCGAAUGGAUGCUCGAGGUCAUCGGUGCCGCUCCAGGAAGCACGACCGAAAUUGACUGGCACAAGACGUGGCGGGAGAGCCCGGAGUAUUCGGCCGUCCAGGAAGAGCUGCAGCGCCUCAAGGCCAACGCAAAGGAUACCAACCCCGUGUCUGCUGACGAUCCGGGAAGCUAUCGGGAGUUCGCCGCACCUUUCUGGCAGCAGCUCCAGUCCGUCACGCACCGAGUCUUCCAGCAGUACUGGCGCACGCCGUCCUACAUCUACUCCAAAGCGGCCUUGUGUAUCCUGGUUGCCCUUUACAUUGGUUUCGUCUUUUACAAGGCUCCCAACUCGAUCCAGGGUCUUCAGAACCAAAUGUUCGCCAUUUUCAACAUUCUCACCAUCUUCGGCCAGCUCGUGCAGCAGACAAUGCCGCACUUUGUCAUCCAGCGCUCGCUGUACGAGGUCCGUGAGCGGCCGUCCAAGGUCUACAGCUGGAAGGUGUUUAUGCUGUCGCAAAUCAUCGUCGAGCUGCCGUGGAACACUCUGAUGGCGGCACUGAUGUUCUUCUGCUGGUACUAUCCCGUCGGGUUGAACGCCAACGCCGCCGCCGCCGGACAAACCGCCGAGCGGGGCGGGCUCAUGUUCCUGCUGCUCGUGUCCUUCCUGCUCUUCACGUCGACCUUCACAGACUUUAUGAUUGCCGGCUUCGAGACGGCCGAGGCGGGCGCCAACUUUGCCAACCUGCUCUUCAUGCUCUGCCUCAUCUUCUGCGGCGUCCUGGCCAACCCGGACACCAUGCCCCGCUUCUGGAUCUUCAUGUACCGUGUCAGCCCUUUUACCUAUCUGGUUAGCGCCAUGCUGUCGACGGCCGUUGCCAACACCAACGUCGUCUGCGCCGCCAACGAGUACAUGAAGUUCCGCCCGCUUAACGGGACCACCUGCGAGGAGUACAUGGCCAGUUACAUCAACGGUAUCCCCAGCCUUGGCCUUCCUGGCGCCGGCGGCUAUCUCCUGGAUCCUACGGCCACGGACGAAUGCGCCUUCUGCACUAUCCGCGAUACAAACACGUUCCUUGCCUCGGUGAAGUCCAGCUAUGACGACAGGUGGCGCAAUUUUGGGCUCAUGUUUGUGUACAUUGCCUUUAACGUGGCCGCCGCUCUGUUUGUCUACUGGCUUGUAAGAGUGCCCAAGAAUAAGCUUGGGAAGAAGAAGAAGCAGGACUAG
Canariomyces notabilis is the source of this 4578-nucleotide messenger RNA. RefSeq lists its product as uncharacterized. Gene Ontology annotation, cellular component: membrane. The transcript has 3 exons. Gene Ontology annotation, molecular function: ATP hydrolysis activity; ATP binding; ABC-type transporter activity. NCBI's taxonomy places the organism in Eukaryota, Fungi, Ascomycota, Sordariomycetes, Sordariales, Chaetomiaceae. The record is from RefSeq and is a predicted model, not a curated record. The coding region runs from base 1 to 4578 and encodes 1525 amino acids. Gene Ontology annotation, biological process: transmembrane transport.